AAUGAAUGAAAAUGAAGCAGAAGAAGUAGAACAAAGAAGAGUUGCAAGAAGAAUGAGAAGAAGAUUAGAAAGAAAUCCAGAUGAGAUACCUAGAGUUAAGGAUCAAACUGGUGUUUCACUUCAAGAACAGAUGGUUAAAUUUGUAGAAGACUUUGUUGAAGACAUUACUGAAGAAACUCCUGCUUCUGCUCCUUCUCAAUCACCUGAGAAGAGGGUCAAGAAGAUUCACCCUUAUGUCGAACAAGUCAAGUCUAUGAUGAGGCUUCGAACCACUACAUUAUACGUAGAUUAUUCACAUCUAUUAUCAACCGAAAUCUCCCUUGCCAAUGCUAUCAGAGAUCAAUAUUAUCGUUUCCUUCCCUUUCUCAAACAAGGAAUCCAAUCCUUAGUAAAAAAAUAUGAUCCAGAUUAUCUACAUAUAAACAAUCAAACUCAUUCACCAAAUUCAACAGGUUUAAUUAAUCGACAAUUUAAUUUAGCUAUAAGUAAUUUACCAUUAGUGAUUGGUAUUCGAGAUUUAAGAACUGAAAAGAUUGGAAAAUUAAUGUCAAUUGGUGGUACGGUUACUAGAACAAGUGAAGUUAGACCUGAAUUAAUCUUUGGUACAUUUCUUUGUGAAGAAUGUAAAACGAUUGUAAAAGAUGUUGAACAACAAUUUAGAUAUACAGAACCAAAUAUUUGUCCAAAUAUUCAAUGUAAUAAUCGAACAGAUUGGAAACUUUCAAUUGAACAAUCCAUUUUUUCAGAUUGGCAAAGAGUUCGAAUUCAAGAAAAUUCAAAUGAGAUUCCAACCGGUUCAAUGCCAAGAUCAUUAGAUGUAAUCUUACGUGGAGAGAUGGUAGAAAAAGCAAAAGCAGGAGAUAAAUGUGUUUUUACUGGUACCUUUAUUGUUGUACCUGAUGUGGCUCAAUUAGGUUUACCUGGUGUUAAUACUGAAAUGAUCAGACAUGCUGGUGAUAAUGGUGGGAAGGGUGGUGGUGGUCCUGCUACUAUGGGUGUUAGUGGUUUGAAGGUUCUUGGUGUAAGGGAUUUAACGUAUAAGACAGCUUUUUUGGCAUGCAUGGUUCAAAGAGCAGAUUCGAGAGUAUAUGUGGUGAGUGAUAAUCAAGAGACCCGAAGAGAAUUCCUUACUGCCUUGACAGAUCCUGAAGUAGAAGAACUUCGAGAAAUGGUGAAUGCAAAAGACAUUUAUUCAAGAUUAGUUAGAUCAAUUGCACCUACAGUCUAUGGUCACGAAAUCGUUAAAAAAGGAAUUCUAUUACAAUUAAUGGGAGGAGUUCAUAAAACAACACAUGAAGGUAUUAAUUUAAGAGGAGAUAUCAAUUUAUGUAUCGUUGGAGAUCCUUCAACUUCUAAAUCUCAAUUUUUGAAAUACGUUUGUGGAUUUUUACCAAGAUCAGUUUAUACCAGUGGAAAAGCCUCAUCAGCUGCAGGUUUAACAGCAGCAGUAGUCAAAGAUGAAGAAACUGGCGAAUUUACAAUCGAAGCUGGAGCAUUAAUGUUAGCAGAUAAUGGAAUUUGUGCGAUUGAUGAAUUUGAUAAAAUGGAUAUUUCAGAUCAAGUUGCAAUUCAUGAAGCAAUGGAACAACAAACGAUUUCGAUUGCAAAAGCUGGAAUUCAAGCUACUCUUAAUGCUAGAACUUCAAUUUUAGCUGCUGCUAAUCCUGUGGGUGGUAGAUAUAAUAAAAAAAUGUCAUUAAGAGCUAAUGUGGCGAUGAGUGGUCCGAUUAUGAGUCGAUUUGAUUUGUUUUUUGUCGUUUUGGAUGAAUGUAAUGAGGAUGUGGAUUUUGCUAUCGCUAGUCACAUCGUCAACGUACAUCGGUUUAGGGAUGCUGCUAUCACUCCGGAAUUUUCUACUGAUGCUCUGCAGAGGUAUAUUCGUUAUUGUCGAACUUUUAAUCCUAAACUUAGUCCGGAGGCUUCAGCCUUACUAGUACAAAAGUAUCGAGAUCUGAGACAAGAUGAUUCUCAGGGAUGGGGAAGGAAUUCUUAUCGAAUCACUGUUCGUCAAUUAGAAAGUAUGAUUCGUCUCAGUGAAGCUAUUGCACGUGCUCACGGUAUGGAAAUGAUUACCCCUGCAUUUGUACGCGAAGCUUACAACUUGCUCAGACAAUCCAUCAUACAUGUCGAAAAAGAUGAUAUCGGUCUUGAUGAUGAUGAAUAUAAUGUACCAGAAGAAGUAGAAGAAGCGAUGGCCAAUAUGGAACUAGAAGCGCAAGCUGAAACAGAUCCCAUUACAAACACAGAUAUGACAGAUCCAAGCUCCACACCCGCACCCGCACCCGCACCAGCACCAAAAGUGAAAAGAAAACCAACAGUUUCAUAUGAUAAGUAUAUGGGUAUGAUGUCUUUGAUCCUUAGUAAACUUAAUACAGUUGAAAGAGAAACUGGAGAUGGAAUGAAACGAUCUGAACUUAUAGCUUGGUAUUUAGAAGAAAUGGAAUCUAAUUUAUCAAAUAUGGAAGAAUUUGAAAUGGAAAAAGAAUUAAUUGUCAAAGUAUUGAGGAGACUAGCCAAAGAAAAAUGUUUGUUAGAAGUCAAGGGUCAAGGUUUGAAAGAUGAUAUGAUAGAUGAAGAAGAGAAGAAUGAAAAUGUGGAAGAUGUGAUGUUAUUAAUUCAUCCUGAAUGUAAUAUGGCAGAAAUCGUUUGAAAGUUUUCGAUUUAAAUUUUGUAUAUUUUUCUUCUAAGUUUGGAUGUAAAAGUGAUGCAUGGUUCUUUGAAAGUUUUUCUUUUUUUUUGAUUACAGUUGAAAUCAUUUGAUUAUUUUUUCAAAAGGAAAUUCAAGUCUAUAUACUCC
Molecule: messenger RNA, 2797 nt
Organism: Melampsora larici-populina 98AG31
Lineage: Eukaryota; Fungi; Basidiomycota; Pucciniomycetes; Pucciniales; Melampsoraceae
Exons: 8
Biological process (GO): mitotic DNA replication; double-strand break repair via break-induced replication; DNA replication initiation
Cellular component (GO): MCM complex; nucleus
Molecular function (GO): single-stranded 3'-5' DNA helicase activity; single-stranded DNA binding; ATP binding
Source: RefSeq, a predicted model, not a curated record